UCUAUUAGCUAUCAUUCACAAUUUCUUAUUUGGGUUUUUGGCAAUCUGUUUCAAUUUCUUCAAAAUUUCUCCAUUAAAUAAAAGAAUUAUUAACGAGCACCCCCUCUAAUUAUCAACUGAAGUGUUUGUGCAAUAAAAUAAAUACAAAAUGGAGGAUAUUUUCCAUUGGUGUCGUGAAGGAAAUUCCAUACAAGUUCGUUUAUGGCUGGAUGAAGUGGAACAUGACAUGAAUCUGGGUGACGAUCAUGGCUUCAGUCCCCUCCAUUGGUGUGCCAAGGAGGGUCACAUAAAAUUGGUGGAAACUCUAUUGCAGCGUGGAGCACGCGUUAAUGCCACUAAUAUGGGUGAUGAUAUACCCUUGCAUUUAGCUGCUGCUCAUGGCCAUCGUGAAGUUGUACAAAUGUUAUUAAGGGAACGUUCCGAUGUGAAUGCUGUCAAUGAACAUGGCAAUACUCCCCUACAUUAUGCCUGCUUUUGGGGUUACGAUAUGAUCUGUGAAGAUCUUGUCAAUGCUGGGGCCUCAGUGACAAUAUCGAAUAAAGAUGAUGACACACCGUUGGAGAAAGCUAAGGCCGGCCUGGGCAAACGUUUGGAAGAUUUAGCUACACGCAAUGGCCAAGAAAUGAAAAAGAUUAGUUUCAAAGAACAAAGUUGGAUGGGCUUCAAGACUAGAUCGCGUGAUGCCACACUCUCACGUUUUAAGGGUAUAAGCAUGGGCGAUUUGGAUUUGCAUACCAAAGUUGCAGUGACACCUUCUGGAGAGACUUGGCGUGGUCGUUGGCAACGAAAUGAUGUUAUAGCCAAAAUUUUGGCUGUACGUCAAUGUACUUCACGGAUAUCGCGAGAUUUUAAUGAGGAAUUUCCCAAAUUGAGAAUAUUUUCACAUCCGAAUAUUUUGCCGAUUAUAGGAGCAUGUAAUUCGCCGCCAAAUUUGAUUGUCAUUAGUCAGUAUAUGCCCAGAGGUUCAUUAUUCAAUUUGCUGCAUGCCGCCACUGGUGUGGUUGUGGACACAUCUCAAGCUGUACGUUUUGCCUUGGACAUUGCCAGGGGCAUGACUUAUUUGCAUUCUCUAGAAAGGAUAAUUCCCACGUACAAUUUGAACAGUCAUCAUGUUAUGAUCGAUGAAGAUUUGACAGCUCGCAUCAAUAUGGGUGAUGCAAAAUUCUCCUUCCAAGAACGCGGACGCAUUUAUCAACCCGCCUGGAUGUCACCAGAGGCGCUACAAAAGAAACCAGCCGAUCGCAAUUGGGAGGCUAGUGACAUGUGGAGCUUUGCCAUACUAUUGUGGGAAUUGACAACACGUGAAAUUCCAUUUGCCGAAUGGUCACCCAUGGAAUGUGGCAUGAAGAUUGCUCUGGAAGGUUUAAGAGUAAAAAUUCCACCAGGCACCUCACCGCAUAUGGUGAAAUUGAUAACCAUUUGCAUGAAUGAAGACCCUGGCAAAAGACCUAAAUUCGAUAUGGUAGUACCUAUAUUGGAGAAAAUGAAACGUUAGAACAAUCAGUCAAGCAGAAAAAAAAUUGCGAGUUGAAAUUUCUAUUGCCAAAACCAUAUUUAUGCAUGUGUGUAUGUAUGUAGGAACACAAAUGUGUAUGUGUAUGUUUUUAUUUUCAAUUAUACAAAGGAAAAAGUGCCUUCAAAACGAAUAAAAUGAUGUUUACAAUUGUAUUUUUUUAAGAAACAAAUGCCUAGAAUUGUUUAACAAGUUAAGCAAUAUUUUUUUAAUAUUUUAUAUUUAGUUAAUAGUUACAAAAAAAAAUUUUAUCCGUUUUCUUUGUCAUAAACGGUGCUCGAUUUUAUUAACAAUUCGUUCGAACUAAUCACUAAGGAUUUU
Messenger RNA from Stomoxys calcitrans (stable fly), 1834 nucleotides. It is a transcript of the gene Ilk, whose product is annotated as integrin-linked protein kinase homolog pat-4. Gene Ontology annotation, biological process: protein phosphorylation; integrin-mediated signaling pathway; cell-matrix adhesion. Gene Ontology annotation, molecular function: ATP binding; protein kinase activity; protein binding. The transcript has 4 exons. NCBI's taxonomy places the organism in Eukaryota, Metazoa, Arthropoda, Insecta, Diptera, Muscidae. Gene Ontology annotation, cellular component: focal adhesion; stress fiber. Bases 149 to 1495 code for a protein of 448 amino acids. The record is from RefSeq and is a predicted model, not a curated record.